AUGGAAGCUCUAAAAUCCCUCUACGACCUGCACCAACUGCACAAGACAAACCCAACUCCAUUCCUAUCGCAUCUGUUCAAGACAUUCGAUCCAACUACCUCAAAACCAUUGACCUCGUCUAUAAAGCAUUAUGGAGGUGGUCUUCACGGGAAUCCAGCAAACGGGCAUCAACACUCAAAAGCACGCGGGAGUGGACAUGUCGAUUAUCGAUCAGCACUAGAUCAACUACACGAUUGGAUUUGGGGCUGGGAGAUCAAUGCCGAUGGAGGUGAUCAACAGAGAACUGCUCGGGCGAUACGUAUAACUGAGACUGGACAGGAGAGGAUUGAAGCAGAAAAGAUUGUAAUGACUUUUCUGACGCUCUUGACGUUAUCCAGGCGAUCGCUGAGAGCACUAUAUUUGGAUAUUGAAAGAGCUCUACCGAAAAUUGGAGCCCCAGCUGACUUUGACGACUUGUUUGGUAAAACCGAUGAAGCAUAUGACGCAGCUGAAUCUGAACGGAUAUGGGCACAGAACGGAGAUGGGACCAGUUUACAGCAAGCAAAUAGUGAAGAACGGAGUGCAGAUGAUAGUACCGAUAGUUUAGAUGUAGUGCACCAAGCAACGCUAUUGCUGCAACGAGAAAAAGGAGUUACUGUACGAGCAGUUAAAGAAGAUGAAGAACUAGGUCCAGAAACAACUGCUGACGAUAUGGUACUGGAAGAGGACGAAGAAGCAGAAGAAGACGGAGAAUAUGUGCCUCCAUCUGGCAUGGUUGGAUUUUCUCGCACAGGAUCUAUGCUAGCUUCUCAAGGCAGUCAUCGGGCAUCUAGACAAUCAUCGUCAUUUAUGGUGGCCAAUAGUCAAAGGCCGUCUGCAGCUGGUGGCAGCACUCGAGCAUCCAUGAUGAGCAACAACAAUGCCCGGAAUUCCGCAGUACCAAACAAUAACCGAGCCUCCUUCCAACGAGCGUCAACCAGAAACGCCAGGCUUCCCUCUAUACCCUCAGGAGAUGCCAGUAGUAACCAAAGAACGAGUGCGGCAGCUCAUCAACAAUCUCAAAGCGAUGUAUUCAAGGAGAUUCGAAGACAAUCAUUAGGAAAUCUAGAUCAUCGUAAAUCAUCCGAUCGUAAUACUAUUCAAGAAAACCACAUGACUGCUAUACCAGCUACGUCGGAAACGUCAUUACAAUCUGGAGCAUCGACACCCGCUGAGCUGAAGGCUGAGAUAAACUUCUUAACUGGAGAACCAGUAGUGAGCACUAACUCCAGCUUGUUUGGCCAUUUGCACUUUUCUGGUACAUCAAAGACUCGAUUAGACGAGAAUACGGCUACAUCAAGGCGCCAUGUUGAUCGUCUUCUAUCGGAACUUGACCGUGCUGUAGACAUGACCUUGACUUGUGCUAGCGCCGUUGUAGUUAUUCUAGGAUUGUCAGAAGCCGUUAACGAUAUAGAAACAUUUAGCAGACACGUAGUCAGUGCCCAUGAAAUUGCCAACGAGUUUGUGGCAACGUUGCUUAAAGCCUUGCUGGACUUACUGAUUCGAGAAUUUCCACCUGGUAUUGUUGACUCGGACGAUGUCAAAGAUUUAAGUCAAUUAGAAUACCGAUUGAAGGCCUUGUAUGAUGCACGAAUGGACGAGUAUGAGGUUCUCCAAGAGCAAGAGCAAGAAGAUGCCGCAAAUAUUGAAGCAGAAGGUACCGCCAUACCAACAACAGCACCUAAAAAGGCGAAAGCCAGACCCCCACAAGAACGAAAAUUCGAUCGUAAAUUCGCACUCCUGCAUAAUUUAUUGAGUGCCGUGGACGUACACUUGUUCCCAUGUGCUGUACGUGCACAUACUGAAGGAUGUAAAUCUGCACAAUGCUCUCGUCUAGGACCCAAUCUAUGGUUGACGAGCGGGUAUGACGGAAUGGUAAAAAUCCAUGAUUUAGAAGCUGGCAAAGAGCUAUCCCAAUAUGCAGGUCACUCAACCAUAGUCACAUCAGCGCGCUUUGCCAAGGAUGAGAGCACUAUAGUGUCUUGCUCAUUUGAUAAAACAAUCAGGAUUUGGAAUUCAAGUACAGCUGGAUGUGAUCGGGUACUACUAGGCCACACGGAUGCACUCACUUGUGCCGAUGUGUCGCUGGAUUCAAGAUACAUAUUGACAGCAUCCACAGAUAUGACUGUAAAGCUAUGGGAUUUGAACUCUGGAGAAUGCCUCGCUACCGUGCGCCGACAUACUAGAUGGGUAAAGGUUGUCCGCUUCUCACCGGACGGCAAGUACUUUGUCAGUGGCGGACUAGACAAACGGAUGCACGUAUGGGAUACCAAGGCUGUAAUCCACAAUAAAGACAAGGGAAUUCAACCUGUUAGAACAAUCGAAGCCCACUCUGAACCAAUACUGGAUAUUGCCUUAUCUCGUCCAUCUCUGCUACUCUCGUGUGCCAAGGACGGAACACUUCGACUUCACGACUAUAUUACUGGACAGCAGAUAUUAAACAUCUCACUAAUGCCUUCGUGGUGCUCCUCUCUGGCUUUUGCUCCUGGUGGUGAAUACUUUGCUGCUGGAUCGCAAGAUGCUACUGUGACUGUAUUCAAAACGCAUACAGGAGAACAAGUCCGGAAGUUGAGGGUAUUGAAUGGUGGUGUUUUGUGUGUUGCAUUUGCUAAAGAUUUAAACUUUUUGGCUGUUGGGACGGUUGAAGGACUUUUGCAGUUGCUGCCUCUAUAG
Messenger RNA from Synchytrium microbalum, 2691 nucleotides. RefSeq lists its product as uncharacterized. The record is from RefSeq and is a predicted model, not a curated record. The transcript has a single exon. Bases 1 to 2691 code for a protein of 896 amino acids. NCBI's taxonomy places the organism in Eukaryota, Fungi, Chytridiomycota, Chytridiomycetes, Synchytriales, Synchytriaceae. Gene Ontology annotation, molecular function: protein binding.